Passer montanus (Eurasian tree sparrow) is the source of this 2555-nucleotide messenger RNA. RefSeq names its product homologous recombination factor with OB-fold (gene HROB). Lineage: Eukaryota; Metazoa; Chordata; Aves; Passeriformes; Passeridae. Gene Ontology annotation, biological process: recombinational repair. The transcript is spliced from 10 exons. Bases 615 to 2369 code for a protein of 584 amino acids. The record is from RefSeq and is a predicted model, not a curated record.
UGUGUGAUAGGUGACAGGCCAUGCCCCACACACACACAGGUGGCACAGGCCGCCGUGCUGCCGCACACACGCGUGUGCGCGCCCCGGAGCUCGGUGUGCGGCCGCUGCCGCGCACGAGGGCGUGGACACACGCGUGGGGACACGCGUGUGCCACGGGCCGGGCGGGACGCGCUCCGCAGGGCACACGCGUGCUCUGCGUGCAGCUGCACGUCAGCCUGCCACACUCACAGACACGCGUGUGCAGGACACGCGCACACACGCACGCCUCUGCCCUUGCCCACGCACGCGUGCGGGUGUAGCAGGCCCGGGUUGGGGGGGGGUCACUCAGCGGGGACGUGCGGGGAUGAAUCACGCCGGGCCGGGGCCGCGCUGAGUCACCGGCGGCGCCGCGGGGCCCGGCCGGGUGACGCGGGGGCACACGCGUGUGCACAUGUGACACGCGCGGAGAAACGGGGUGCGUGGCCCUUUAAGGGGCGCGGCCGCGCUUCCUGCCCGCCGCCAGGGGGCGCGCGGUGCCGCAGGGGAAGUUCCGCCCCUUCCCCCGGGGGCCGCGGGUUCGAGUCCCGGCCCCGCCGCUUCCGCCUCCGGGGCCGGGCCGGGGUCGCGGCGCUGCCAUGUCCUGCCACUUCCAGAAGCUUUUUGGGACCGACGGGGAGCUGGAGGACGAGGAUUUCCUCUCCGCUGUGGAAGAUGCAGAGAACCAGUUUGUGACCCCCGGGCGUUCCUCCCCCAGCGUGGUCCCGGUUCCUCCCAGUACAGCCCACCCCAGUACAGCCCACCCCAGUAAAGCCCCCACCCUCCGGCCCCUCGCCGGGCAGGGCGAGCAUCCCGUGGGAUUGCAGGGACCCCCAUGGCGGGGGGCAGCCCCCCAGGACGAGCUGGACAAUGCCCUUUUCCUGGCUGCCUGCAGGGAGCUGGAGGGUCCCGAGGUGCCCCCGGGGGCUGGCACUGCCCCGGUGCCCCCCGGGCGCCGCGAGAAGCCCCCAUGGAAAUGCCCAGGGAAGGAGAACGCUCAGGAAUGUGCGGCCCCCAAAAAGCUCAGGGUGGGAGAGGAGCCGCUCUCGGGUUCUGGGGGGCUGCAGGACAGGCAGGGCCCCCUCCCCAGUGCCAAACUGGUGCUACGGCCCAGCGCGGCCGGUGCCUGUGCCCCCAGACCCCCUCCUCCGAUGGGAGAGCCAGGAAGCUCCCGAGGGUCCCUCCCUGCUCCGGGGGCUCCGUGCCUGAGGCCUGGCCAAGCCCCCCUAGGAAGGAGCAGCUCCUCGGUGCCCUGGACCCCCCCAGCACAGAGCUGCCCCCAGCCCUGGCUGCCCCCCAGACCCUCCUCGGGCCCCCCGAGCACCCCCGUGGUCACCAACCACCUGGUGCAGCUGGUGACAGCGGCCAGCAGAGCCCCCCGGGCAGCCCCCCGAGCCCCCGCCCGCAGGGAGAGCCGGCGCUUCCCGGGGCCCGCCGGGAUCCUGCCCCAGCAGCACUCUGGGAAGCUGCUGGAGGAGAUCCUGGUGUCUGCCCCACAGACUCCAGCUCACGGGGCUGUGGCAAAGCCGCGGGCUCAGGCGCUGCCCAGCUCCCCACUGCCCACGGAGGAGGAUUUUGGGAAGGGGCCCUGGCUGGCCAUGAAGACGGAGCUGGGGCUGGAUGAGAGGGACCCCAGCUGCUUCCUGCACACCUACAGCGUGGUCAUGGUGCUCCGCAAGGCAGCCCUGAAGCAGCUCCCAAAGAACAAGGUGCCCAGCAUGGCCGUGAUGAUCAAGACCCUGACCAGGAGCAGCGCCGGCGCUGGCGCCGUGUUCCGGGACCCCACAGGGGAGAUGCAGGGCACCGUGCACCGGCUGCUGCUGGAGCAGAGGCAGAGCGAGCUCCGGGCUGGCUCCGUGCUGCUCCUGAGGCAGAUUUUUCUCAACUCUUCCUCAAGUUUCACCCUUCACCCUAAGAUCUCCAUAAACGGGGCGCUGCAGCUGGGGGGGUUUACCCAGGAGCUGGCUCUGCCCUCUCUGCAGGUCGGGGUCUUCUCCCCCUCCCACCGCAACCACUACCUCAACGUGACCCCCAACAACCUCCUGCGGGUCUUCCCACCCGAGCCCGAGGGCUGCUCCCCCCAGCAGGUUCCUGCCCAGGCUGAGCUGACCCCAGACCCCCCUGCACAGCCCACCCGGGGUGUCCCCGUUCCUGAGGACUGGGGACAGUCGAGGACAAGUGGCCACAGUGCAGAGCAGCAUCCUGGGGGCUUCUCCCUGUGCCCACCAAGCUCUGAUCCCAGCUGGGAAGAGCGGGUGGGAGCUGAUGGAUGUGACAUGGAUGACCUGGACGGGCUCCUGGGAGAGCUGCCCGAGGAUUUCUUCUCAGCCCCGGCUCAGGUUGACUGUGGCUGAGCCCAGCACAGGGUGACGGUGCCGAGGAGCAGGUGACACACCUGCCACCCACCCACCUGCUUCUCCGUGGUGUUUGUUGUGGAGCUGAGAGCUGGGGACACCCUGGGGAGAAGUGGCCUCAGCACUUUGGGCACACGGGCUCCCCUCGCUCCCAAACCUGCAUUAAAGGGCUGUUUUGUUUCUGCA